This is a messenger RNA of Papilio machaon (common yellow swallowtail), 2304 nucleotides long. RefSeq names its product juvenile hormone esterase. The coding region runs from base 11 to 1687 and encodes 558 amino acids. The transcript has 3 exons. The record is from RefSeq and is a predicted model, not a curated record. Lineage: Eukaryota; Metazoa; Arthropoda; Insecta; Lepidoptera; Papilionidae.
UGAUUUAGCAAUGAAGUGGUUGGUGUUGGUGUCGCUGAUCGUGGCCAAUGUGUUGAGGGUGCCUACGCCCGUGGUGAAAACUAGCGGCGGUUUGGUGCGCGGCCGCCUCAGCGACAACGGCCUCUUCUACACCUACCUCGGCAUCCCUUACGGUUACGUCGGCGAUGAGAACAGGUUCAAGGCGCCGUUGCCGCCGCUCAAAUGGAAAGGCAUCUUCGAGGCGAUCGAGGAACACGUGCGCUGCCCGCAGAAGAUGCUCGGCUCCGUAGUAGUGGGUGACGCGGACUGCCUGCGCCUCAACGUGUAUACACCCGCCGCACCGCUCUCCGCACCGCUCCCCGUCAUGGUCUACAUCCACGGCGGCUGCUUUUUCGAGGGCGCCGGCACCGCCUUCCUCUACGGCGGCGACUACUUCGUGGAGCACGGCGUCGUGUUCGUCGGCAUUAACUACAGGCUUAACGUGGAAGGUUUCCUCUGUCUUGGCAUAGAGGAGGCGCCGGGCAACGCCGGUCUCAAGGAUCAGGUGGCGGCGCUCCGUUGGGUCAGAGACAAUAUCCGGGCGUUCGGCGGAGACCCCAGCAACGUCGCGCUGUUCGGGGAGAGCGCCGGUGCCGUGUCCAGCUCCUACCUCAUCUCCUCGCCGGCCGCCCGAGGCCUCUUCCACAAAGUCAUACUUCAGAGCGGGUCGUCCCUGGCUGCGUGGGGAAUGCAACAGGAUCCGAUCAAAACCGCCAGCAACAUCGCUAAAGAAUUCGGUUAUUCGACCGUAGACCCCCGCGAGCUGUACGAUAUCCUCUCGAGGAGGACUCCCGAGGAGUUGAUCCUGGCCGUGCGAAACCCGCAGCAUAAAAAUUAUAUAACGGCAGAGACUCUUCUGGCGCCGUGCAUAGAGAAGCAGAUCCCCGGCGUGGAACCCAUAGUGACGGGGCACCCGGUCGACAUCAUCGCCUCGGGAAACUACACUAAAGUGCCCAUGAUAAUCGGGUACAAUGACAACGAGGGCAUCUACUUCGUAGCAAAAGAUUACGGCACCAGAGUGGAGGAGGUGAACCCCUUUGAGCUCCUCUCCCCCGAUUUGGAGUUCCCCGGCGACGAGUCACGCAACUCCACAGCCAAGAUGUUGCAAAACCAUUACUUCUCUUCUAAAAAGGAAGAUAUGAUAAUGAACGUAGUGGAGCUGUACUCGGAUUUGUACUUCAAGUUCCCCGCCGUGAUCGAAUCCGAAAUGUACCUGCGUACGUCACCGCGGCCCAUAUACCUGUACGUGUUCCAGUACAGCGGCUACAUCAACCUGCCGAAACAGGUAUCGCGCUUCGGCGGCCGGCACGGCGCCUCGCACGCCGACGAACUCUUCUACUUGUUCAAGCCGGCCUCCUUUCCCCUGCCGCAGCGCUACCUUGAGACUCACAUGAUCCGGCGCAUGGUCACGCUCUGGACCAACUUCGCCAAGUACGGUGACCCAACCCCGCGGAAGUCGCGGCUGCUGCCGGUGAGGUGGCGUGCGGGGCGUGCGGCGCAAGCGGCCAGCCCCAACGCGCUGGUGAUCGACCGCGCGCUUAGCACUGCACCUAUGUGGUGGGACGAACGCGCCGUGAGCCUCUGGAACCAGACGUACGCCAAGUACCGACGCAGGAGCUUCGGUCACUACGGCCUCGUGCGCGACGUGAGCGUCUUCUCCGGCCGGUAGCGCUGUCGGCGGCACCUCGUAUUGCACACAUGGCUUCCACUUAGCAAUGCCACACGAUCGCACACAACAGGGACAGACGCAUAUGUCAAUGUGUGUGCGUAGUAUUUAGAUGGCGAGAAAAAAUGUUAUAGUAUACGAAAUCUACUCAUGUUUUAAUUCAAUAUUUUUGGGAUUGGUUUUCUUAAUAAGCCACUUUCUCUCUCUGCGCAUCGUUUCCUCAUUCCUGAGUGUCGCGACCUCUCCUCUUGACGAUCGUUCAUAGGUGUACAUGUCACAAACAAAAAGCAAAUGAGAGUGGACCAUGGAUUGACUUUUCAUAUGUAAUAAAUUCCUUUUUAAAUACGGUCACAAGAGUAAGUUUUGCCUGACAUCUAAGUACGUAAUUCUUGCCAAAUAGUACCUACAUUGUUAGUUGGUUGAAUAAACGCAACUAUAGUUUUUAGUGAGUGACAAUUUUGUGAUUGUUGUAGGAGGUCGUGCCAUGUGUUAAAUAUAUUUUUGUUCCGUUUAAGAUACUGAAGCAAAGCCCAAAGCGCGUACGCGUUAGUACAACAUAGAUUAAUGUUCGCAAUGGUGAUAGUUUCUAGUCUUUCGUGCAAUAUGUUUAUUUAAAGGUU